Messenger RNA from Penicillium concentricum, 1626 nucleotides. RefSeq names its product nucleobase cation symporter-1 family protein. Gene Ontology annotation, molecular function: nucleobase transmembrane transporter activity. Gene Ontology annotation, biological process: nucleobase transport; transmembrane transport. The record is from RefSeq and is a predicted model, not a curated record. Gene Ontology annotation, cellular component: plasma membrane. Lineage: Eukaryota; Fungi; Ascomycota; Eurotiomycetes; Eurotiales; Aspergillaceae. Bases 1 to 1626 code for a protein of 541 amino acids. The transcript is spliced from 4 exons.
AUGAGGAUCUACUUCCAACUGAACCUGGCAAAACGACGAUCCUGGAGAUGGAUCCAUUACUUUACAUACUACCUGACAACAUCUUUUUCGCCCACGAGCUAUAAUCUCGGUGCCUCUUUAGCUACCAUUGGUCUGACGUGGUGGCAUACCCUCAUUGCUGCAGUGAUAGGCUCGAUUUUCCUAUCAAUAAUUGUCGUUCUCAAUUCGCGUGGUGCGACACAAUACCAUGUUGGAUUCCCCGUCAUCGGCACUGCUGCUGGUGGUCCACGGGGCGCCAAGUUCUUCAUUUUCAUUCGCGGUGCGGUGGCUGUCAUCUACUUCUCCACAAAUCUCUAUUAUGGUGGAAUGUUGAUGGCAAUCCUGCUGCGAUGUAUAUUCGGCUCGGCGUGGGACAACAUACCUAAUCUUCUCCCUCUCAGUGCUGGUAUCACUAGCGCAAAUCUGCUGGCCUUCUUUAUCUUCUGGUUCUUCCAGAUGGGCCUGAUGUUCGUGCACCCCAUCGUUCUGAGACAUAUUUUCGUCGUCAAGGCCUUCUACAGCACCAUCGCUCUGGUGGCAGUUCUGGGCUGGGCUGUACAUCAGAAUCAUGGCUCGCUCGGUAGCUUUCACUUUGAGGGACAGGCUGUUCUUUCCGGCUUGCAACUUGUCUGGCCCAUGAUCUCGGCUAUAAACUCUAUCUGUGCUGCGCUAUGUCCCAUUCUUAUCAAUCAGCCCGAUAUUGCGCGAUAUGCACAAAGACCAUCUCAGGCCACUUGGUCUCAAAUUUCGGGGAUCUUCAUCAGCAAAAUUAUGAUCAUGUUCCUCAGUGCUGCAACUACCAGUGCUACACAAGGAUUUCUGGGUACAUCCUACUGGAAUGUGUGGGAUCUUUACAAUGCCAUAUUAACCACCUAUUGGGGCCCAGGUGCUCGUGCUGGCGUUCUCUUUGCGUGCCUCGGAAUGGUUCUUGCUAUCCUGGCUUCCAACGCUGGCACCAAUGCACUCCCCGCGGGCGCUGAUAUGAGCGGUCUUCUACCUCGGUAUAUCAACAUUGUUCGUGGACAGAUUAUUUGUGGCAUCUUAGGCCCUUUGUUAUUUCCCUGGAAAAUCAUUGCCGACGCAAAGAGCUUCCUGACUUUCCUGUCAUCAUAUACUGUCUUCUUGAUGCCCAUAUGCGGUAUUAUGGUGGUCGACUACUGGCUUGUUCGCCGGGGUAAUUUGCAUGUUCCGUCAUUGUACAGCCGGGAGGCAGGGACUCCCUAUACAUACUGGAAGGGUUGGAACCUUCGUGCCAUCGUGGCCUGGCUUUCCGGGACCGCAUUCGUCAUCCACGGUGUCGCUGGGGCCUUGGAACCUAGCCUGACGAAUCAGGCCAGUAAGGACAUGUACAAACUUGGAUUCCUGCUGAGCUUCCUCGUUGGCUCAAUAGUUUACUAUGCUGCCUGCUUGAUCUUUCCCGUGCCUAUAUAUCCCGAGGGAAAAGAGGGCAUGCCCAAGACUUGGGAGUAUAUGGCGGGCUCUGAGGGCUUCUUUGAGGGAGAGAGCGUUGAUACUAUCAGACUCAACCACGGUGCGAUCACUGGAAUUAAGCUCGAUGGAGGGACUGAGAAGGAUUUCUCCCUUACAUCGGAGAAGGAGAUUGUUUAG